Dictyostelium discoideum AX4 is the source of this 3447-nucleotide messenger RNA. RefSeq lists its product as hypothetical. The coding region runs from base 1 to 3447 and encodes 1148 amino acids. NCBI's taxonomy places the organism in Eukaryota, Evosea, Eumycetozoa, Dictyosteliales, Dictyosteliaceae. The record is from RefSeq and is a predicted model, not a curated record. The transcript has 5 exons.
AUGAAUGGAAAUAAAAAGAUUAUAAAUCAAAUCAUUAGGAAUGUUGUUCAACAAAACAGUAUACCCGAUGGUACAAUGCCAAGUGCAGAGGCAUCUUUUGCACUAAAUAAAUAUUUGGAUGAUCCAAAUACUGUAGAUUUAGAAAGAAUUAGAAAUGAAAGAUCAAAUUAUGAACAGGUGUUAUCAAGAAUAUUAAAAUUAAUAAAGAAUAAUAUAGCAAUACAUCCACCUUCAUGUCAGAUAUUACUAGAUUUGGAUAGUUUUUUCUUAUUACUUUCGCCUACUUGUGGUUUAUUGGUUCAAAAAACAAUUACAUAUAUAAGAGCACUCAUUGCUAACCAAGUUAAACAAAACCCAAGUUAUGAUCACAUAAAGAAAACUUUGGUUUUAAAUAAUAAUAAUAUAAAUAAUAAUAGUUUAAAUAAUAGUCAUGGUAUUGAGCAUAGCAGUGGUCAUAAAAAAACAAAUAGUGGAAGUAUUGGAUUUUUAAGGUAUAGAAGUCAUUCAGCGUCAAAUUCACAGGUUACCAAUAGAGAUGAUUUUUCAUUUCAACGUUCAUCAUUAGAUCUAAGUAAUAUGUUAGCAACAUCAAUAUCAUCAACUACAUCAUCCAAUUCAUCCUCAUCAUCAUCAUCACCAGUUUCACAAAAUGAAUCACCUUUAAAAAAUACCCUUUUAAGUAAUAGUCAAAAUAAUAAUCAAAAUCAUAUUAAUAAUCAAAAUCAAAAUCAAAAUCAAAAUCAUUUAUCUCCGACUUUAUCGUCACAUCUUAAUAAUAAUAAUAAUAAUAAUAAUAAUAAUAAUAAUAAUAAUAAUAAUAGUAAUAGCAAUAGUAAUAGUAAUAAUAAUAAUAAUAAUAACAAUAACAAUAAUAAUAGUAAUAUAUCUGCGUCCAUUAAUAGUAAUAAUAGUAAUAAUGAAACAUUAGUAUCAUCUGUAAUAUCAUCAAAAAAUAAUAAUCAUGUAUCAAAUAUAAAUAGCAAUAGUAGUAAUAAUAAUAAUAAUAAUAAUAAUAAUAAUAAUAAUAAUAAUAAUAAUAUUGAACAACAACAAAAUUCUAUAUUAACUGGGUCAAAUUUAAGUAUUGUUGGACAUCAGAAUAAUAAUGGAUUAAGUAAUAGUUCAAAUCAGCUUGGAGGAUCAAAUAGUAAUAUAUUAAAAGAAAGUACAAGUUCAGUUUCAAGUAGUGGUUCACCUAACUUUUUAGUUGAUGGCUUUAUAAGAGAUUUAAUGUCUAUUAAAGCUUCUUCAAAAUCUCAAAUUAAAGCACAAAGUUUAUUAACAUAUUCACCAUUUGGUGGACUAAAUAGUCAAAAUGAGAAUAGUCCAAAAGCAGUUAAUAAGGAUAUAUUUAAAUGUCCAGAUGAUUCACAAAAUCAUUCAAGAAUAAAUAUAGUUAGAGAAUCUAAAAAGAAAGCGGAAAAGAAAGAUCAAACCAUUUAUACAUUUCGAAGAAGAAAACCAGCAUUAUUUCAAUAUAAAUACUAUAAGGAUCAAGAGCCAUUGAAAAUCACUGAACAAGAGAUAACUCAAGUGGUUAGAGUUAUCAUUAAUCCUGCAACACCACAAGAUAGAUCAAUUGCAACCAAAAUAUUUAUAAAGAUCAUUUUGGAUAUUUAUUGUCGUGACGGUUUAGUCGUUCAAAGUUCAGAGAAAUUGAUUUCAAAUUACUUUCAUCAAUUCAUUUCAAGUGUAAAUAGAGAUACUCGUGCUCAUACUUUUAAUAUUUUAUUCAAUUUAUCAAUUCAUAUUAAUCUAUAUUCAGAAUUAAGAUUAGAAGAUCAUCAACAACAACAACAACACCACCACCACCACUCAAAUAGUCAACAACAUAAUAAUAAUUUAUCAAUGAUACAAGAAUUACACGAGUCAAUAUUUAGAAUAGUAAUUGAAAUGAUUCAAUAUUUAGUUGAUAAUAAAGAAAAAGAUGAAAGAACUUGGUCAGAAUCAUUAAGUUGUGUAUUGUUUUUUAUAACAGAAGAAGGUGUAGUUCUAAAGGAUAAAUUGUUCCAAUUGAAUUCUCAAAUGAUUGCAGCUUUCUUAUCAAAUAUUCAAGAUCUAAUGAGUGAUAGCGUUAGAAGAGUAUUAAUUAGAAUGUUGGCUACUUUUCUUUACAAAGACCCAAUGGGUAAUCAUAUAAACAAUCAAAAUAAUCUAUUGUUUUUAAAUGAAGAAGAAUUUAAUGCAGUUGGUGGUAUUCAAUUCAUACUACAGUUAUAUACUACCGUUAGAUCAAGCGAAGCAAAGAAUAACCUAUUUGUAAUUAUAUUUGAUUAUGUCCUUCAUACAGCUUUAAAGACUCAAACCAUUGUUGAAGCUCAAAUUGUAAAUGAAUCACCAUUGCUAUUAGAACUCUUUAGAAGAUCUGAUGCCUCUCAUUAUUUCACUCAAAUUUUCAAAUGUAUACCAGAACAUGGUUUUAUUUCAAAGUUUUUUCUCUACACUUCUGAAGAGGCUAAACAUGAUUCCUCCUAUAGUUACGAAGAUUUAAUCAUAAAGUUCACAAUGAAACUUGAAGAAUUUGCAACUCGUUAUCAAAGUGUUGAUUCAAAUUUCGAAAGAUUAAUAAUCGAUUGUCAAGAGAUACCAGAGAAAUAUCAACAAAUUCUCACUGAUUCCUUAUCAAAUGAAGAUGAUGAACAAUCAUUAUUCAACGCUGAAAAUUGGUUAUUCUUACUCUUAAAGAGAGUUUUAAUUGAUAAAGAUGAAAAUUAUUCACAUUUUAAUUUCUCCAUUAAUAUUUACUUUCAAUUGGCUUCAAAUUUAAGUACAAGAUUAAGAAGAAUUUAUAUUUCAAUAACUGAAAGAUUAUUAUUAUUAUCAAAAUUUAGAUUGUCAAUAAAUGAAACUAAAACAAGUGAAAUAUUUGAUAUGUUUAAUGAAAGAUUUACAAGAUUAAUUUCUCAAGGUGAAAAAUCAGAAAACAAUCUUAUGUAUAUAGUUGAUAUUUUAUUUGAUAUGAUUUACAAGAGAGCAGGUACAGGUUUAUUAAGAUCGAAAGAGUCGGUACCAGAUACAAAUUAUUCAUUGUUUUUAACGAAUCAAUUCGUGGUAUCCCUAUCACUUUUGAAAUUAUUUAAUAUCAAUAUCAUUCAGUAUCUAUUCAACAAUAUUCAACACAGUGAAAAUACUAAAGAGCAAAGACUAUUCUUGUUACACAUUCUAAUUCAACGUUGUAAAGAUAGUGAAGAUUUAUUAAAAGUUGGUGGUAUUGGAUUUUUUAAGAAUCUAUUAUCGGAUCUUUCAACUCCAAUCGCUUACCAUUCAAGUUACUUUUUAUUGACCCAAUUGGAAAAUGAUUCACCCGAACAAUAUCGUUCUAUCUUGACUCGUUUACUUCAAAAAGCAAGAGAUAACAAUAAUGAAAAUUUACUUUCAAAUCCAUUUUUCCAAGUUCAAGGUAUUGUUGAAAUGUCACUUCAACAACCAAUUCAAAAUAAAAAUUAA